AUGACCGUACAGGUGGGAGACUAUGUGAAAGCAUGCUACGACUUCCCAGGAGAGUCACCUUCAGAUCUGCCACUGAAGUCUGGAGAUGUUGCCAGAGUUACAGAGGUAGUAGACAGAAACUGGGCCGUGGGUUGCAGAAUCGGAACUCAGGCUAUGACUGGAAGUUUUCCGCUAGCUUUUGUGGAGGUUCUUACAUUACCAACGAUCCGCACUGGGCAGAAAGUGUUUCUAGCUAUUGAAGAUUUUCCCUCAGAGCAGACUGGCGAUUUGGAGCUCGCUAAAGGUGAUGUCAUUCUUGGUUUGGAACCUGUGAGUGAAUCAUGGUGGCGAGGCAAGAAUGGGCCCUUGAAAGGAAUAUUUCCCCUGACGAUGGUGGCAGAGCUUGAGUUGCAUGAUGGGCCUAGAUCCCGGUCAGCCAGCGCAUGUGGCAGUAGUUUAAAGUUGAGGUCAGACAGUGUGGUCUCUCAGUCAGACAUUGCUGGCCUCACUGGAGUCUCGAAGGUGACAGAGACAACAUUCGCCAGAGCCCUGGUGGACGUGACGCCGCAGCUGGAUGGAGAACUGGCUUUUCAGCUGGGGGACCUGAUUGAGAUUACUGAAGUUCUAGACGAUGAUUGGUUUUAUGGAAAAUGUCAUAAUAAGGAGGGUUUAGUGUCAUCGGUUUGUGUUGAACUUUUGGUAGAAGAUGGUGAGGGGAAUUCUGAUUCAGGCAGUAGGAUUAACCAGAAUCAGCCUGAGAGUUGUUCAUCUUCAAGACCAAUAGCACAAGAAUCAAAGUCAGUACGGUCUGUAAAUUCCUUGGAGCUGAAAACUGGGAAUAUAUAUAGUGGAUCUUUCACCAGUGAAAACACACGAUCUCACGAUGCAGAAAUCACUGCAUAUGGUCGGGUUAUGUUUCCUUUUGAGGCCCAAAUACCAACAGAGCUUACUCUGACCGAGGACAGUAUUGUUACGUUAAUUCAGCAUGUUGAUGCAGACUGGACAGAAGGUGAGCUUGAUGGCAGAAGAGGAUUGUUUCCCACCAGCUUCAUAGAGAUUAUUGUGGAUUGUCCUUAUGCUUACAGCCAGGACUUGACAGAAAAUCAGCCUUCCUUGGAGGUUCCAUCAGCUGUUGAUAAUGCUGAAAACAUAACUGCUGAUCUCUGUACAGAUGUAAAUACUGCUGCUGCUGCUGCUGCUAAUCAGAUUGUUUCUGAUGGAGGUUCAGUCUCCUGGGCUGCAAAUGAAGACUCAGAUAAGGCUCAGAAUGACGUGCAGAAUAGAUACUUCUCAGGCACUGGUGGCUAUGCUGAUAUUGAGGAGAAUCAUGAGAUAGGCCUAGUCUUGUAUAACUUUAUGGCCGAGGUUGCUGGGGAUAUAUCUGUAAAUGAAGGGGACACAGUGGAGGUGAUUAAGACACUAGACGAAAAUUGGUUAAGGGUUCAAACAGAAGAUGGUCAUGUGGGACAGGUGCCACGAAACCAUGUGGAGAUCAUCGGACCUUGGCCAAAAUCAAAGUCAGACUCUGAUGCCAUUGCUUCUGCCAGUGUUGCAAGCUCAUCUGUAAAAAGUUUUCAAGAAAAGUUUCAACGGGCAAAUUCAGAAAGCACAAGCAUAGGAGCGUUCACACCUAACACUUAUGGGGGUCUUACAGAACAUAUCUCUGACAUGACAACUGAACAGAAGUAUAGCACAAGAGCACCAGCAUUGCCUAGAUACCCCGCCCCUGUUCGUAAAGCAAGCCUGCCCUCAAAAUUUAAGCCGCCUCUCCAGCCAAAGCCUAGCUUAUCUCCUAAGCCUAAUAUUCCUGUAAAACCCUCUUUUGUAGCCAGCCAGCCGUCUUUCACAAGAACCAAGCCUGGUUCCUUUUCUGCAUCUGGCGCUAAGCGAUCUGUAUUUGAUAACAGAACUAAUAGUCUGACAUCUUUAGAUUCUUUAAUUGCUGAAGAAAUUUCUAAAGCUAAAGGGGAAAGAAAUUCAAAGGAUUCAGAUAUUAUGUCUAGGAGUUCAUCUCCAUCUUGUUGUAAUUCGUUAUUGGAGAACUUAGAUGAGCACCGUAUUCCCAGUGUUUCUGUAAUGUUUUUACAGAAACUAAUGUUAGUAGUUCAGCCAUACUUCCCCAGCCACCAGACCAGAGUGUUAAUAAAUCUGUUUCCUUCCUUUCUCAUGGCACAAAUGUUCUUGUUUUCUUUAAAUGAUAAAAAUACAGCAUCGUUUCAUCGCUUCCCCGCGAGAGCUGCCCCCCCAAGACCUGCUAAUUCUGUUGCCUCAUCCCCCUCUCACAUUGCCCAGAUGUCCGCAGGAAAAGUCAAAGGUCCUCCCCCUCGACCUACAGGACCUAGGAUGGCUUCGGCCCCACCCAAAACUCCUCUAGUGCCUGUGAGAGUGGCACCUUCACCUAAGUUAAUUCCAAAGAGAUCUGCUCCGAUGGCACCUGGCAUACAAAAACGUGAUACUACAGCUGCAGCCGCCCAGAAUAUUCCACAGAAGAGCCGGUUACCUCAGCAGCAGUCUCCAAAACAGAACACUUUUGCCACUGCACCAAAACGACCACCACCUCGUUCAGCAGAUCUGAUGUCUUUUAGUCCUGAUAGACCUGGAGCUGAUGUAUCUGAGGAAUCUACGCUGGAGCUUGUGGCUGACCUGAAGUGUAAGCUAGAAGAGAACCAAGCUGAUAUUAAGAAGUUUGAACAGACCAAGUCAGACUUGCAAAAAAACUUGAGCCGAGCGAAUAGUCAAGAAAAAGAAGCAGAAACUAAAGACCAUCUAGAGUUUGUGGAGAGGCAGUUGUGUGGCUUGCAGGAAGAGGAACGCAGUCUAAAAGAAAACCUGUUUGCCCUGAGCCCUCAUGAAGCCCGACUGGAGAAGGCCAGGCUUUUGGCAGUCCAGCAAGUUGAAGAGGAGGAGAAGCGAAAGGAGGAGGAGAAGAAACGAGAAGCAGAAAUGAAAGAGAAAAGACGAGAUCAGAGGUCAAAGGUGAUUCAAGAGAUCUUAGACACAGAGAAAGAUUAUCUGCUGAGCCUGCAGCUGUGUCUGGAGACAUUCAUGGAUGGGCAGAAACCUCCUGGGGGCGUUGACCUGGCCUUUCUCCUGGGAAACAUGGAAGAAAUAGCAGACGUCAGUCAGAAAAUGGUGGUCCACUUGGAGACUUGCAUCAGUGGCAAGAGUUUUACAGAACAGUGUAUAGGAAAGUGCUUCACCCAUUUUGCCGAAGAUAUGAGAAACACAUAUGCCCCAUAUUGUAGAAAUCAUGACGAUGUUCUGGCGGCCAUGGAGCGGUAUAUCGACAGCUCUGAAAUCAAUGAUUAUUUCAACACGAAGAUUGAGAAGAUGAGGGAGCAGAUGAAUGUCUUUGAUGUGGCUGGAGUCCUCAUAAAGCCGGUGCAACGGAUACUGAAGUACCCCCUCUUGCUGAAUGAGUUACUGAAAAACACAGAACCAGAUCACCCAGACAGAGAAGAUAUUGUGGCUGCCAUCACGGCCAUAACGGAUGUGGCCAAAGCUAUCAAUGAGUAUAAAAGGCGCAAGGAUCUUGUAUACAAGUAUAAGAAGUUGACAGACCAGACUUUCAGUGACAAGAUAUCCAAGUUAAACAUGCAUUCUAUCAGAAAGAAGUCCAGUAGAAUCCGAGGCAGACUCAGCACCAACUUUGGAAUAGCAUUGCAGAUGAGGGAUGAACAUUUUGAGAAAGAAGAAGCAAAGUUUCGCCAUCUGGAAAGAGCAGUGAAAGUUUUUCUUCGUGGUGUCAUUCAGUUUUUGGAUCAAAGCCAGGAGACCAUGCAGUGCCAGGAGAUUGUAGCAGAAGGCAUCAAAGAUUUCUACAAGGACAAGGAAUGUGAGGAAGCAACCAAGCUGCACCAGAUAACACUCAAACUGGUGGUAUUAUACGAUGUCAUGAAAGAGACGCUGGAGAAUGUGGUGACCUCGUUAAAUACUCUGGUUGGCUUGUUUAUUGCCCCUGUCAAAGUAAUAGAGAAGAGGUUCGACAAGUUGCUGGAUUACAACAAUUUGCUUGGCAAGGCAGCAAAUGAUAAGGAGCUGCAAGCGGCUAAAAGUGACUACGAAGCCAUGAAUGCUCAACUGCUUGACGAGCUGCCCAAAUUUUAUGAUCUGGCUCUGACGAUAUUAAGACACUGCAUUGCUGUAUUUGUACUUGCCAGGCGGGAUUUCAUGGAGAAAUCGCUGAAGGAAAGCUGUACUUUAGUGGAGCUGCCAUUCAUGGCAAAUAAAAUGCCUUUAAUGGAGUCCUUCAAAACCCGUCACAUGACAGCCUUUGAUCAGCUGUCCUUACUCAGCUUCAUCCCAAAAGGAUUUAACCCCAGAAUGGACACCAUCAAGGCUGACAGAGCCAAGCAAAAGGGUCGUACCAUCACAGAAAGUGUUUCUCAACAGAAUGCUCCCCCCAGCUCCCAGACUGAGAGUCAGAAAUCAUUGCUGCAGAAACAGUAUCCAGCCAGUAAACUGUACGUGGUCACUUCUGCCUACACUGCCACAGAUGCCAUGGAUAUCUCACUGACAGAGGGCGUGCUAGUCGGGGUCAUCAAGGAGCUGGAUCCCAUGGGUCAGAAGGAUCGAUGGUUUAUUGAUGAUGGAGCUAAGAAAGGGUUUGCUCCCUGUAGCAUCCUGAUACCACUGGACAGUGUCCUCGUGGACAAUGGCAGUGUGACUGGCGAAGAGGAUGACCUGAUUUCAGUCCUGAGCUGUGAUAGUGGAGAUGUUGUUUUUACUGGCAAUGAUGACAGAGUGGAGUUCCAUGCUGGAGGCUCAUUGGCAGAGUCGAUUGUACAGGAGCAGGCGCAACAGCAGUAUUACUAUGCGCUCUAUGACUUCGCAUCUCGACAUCCCAAUGAAACAUCUCUAGUGGCUGGUCACCCUGUCACCGUCCUUGCCUCCCAUGAUGUCAACGGCAACUCAGAAUGGUGGCUGGUGGAAUCAGAAGGCAAUCGGGGCUAUGCCCCAGCCAACUACCUGGCUGCAAUGCCUUACAGUUAG
Candidula unifasciata is the source of this 4971-nucleotide messenger RNA. NCBI's taxonomy places the organism in Eukaryota, Metazoa, Mollusca, Gastropoda, Stylommatophora, Geomitridae. The record is from the annotation of a GenBank genome assembly.